AUGGCUUCUAUGCAUCGCAGCCCAUCUGCUCAUUCAAAUCCCCUCGAGGAUGAGAAGAAUGAUAAUGCCGGGGCAGAGAUGGUUGAGACGGUCUCUCAGGUUCAUGAAGGUGUCGAGGAAGGCGCUUGGGCUUCAGCGAAGAAGAACCCCAAAGUCAUUCUCUACAGCAUCGCUGCUUGCGUGAGCUCGAUGCUUUGGGGUUUUGACAUUGGCGUCAAUUCCAUAAGUGUGGCAUUGCCUGCAUUUAAAAUGGUCUUUGGGUACGAAUAUGAGGGCGAGCUCUUGAUCUCAGCCACGUGGAAUGCCCUGUGGACUGCGAUGACAUCGCUUGGAAUGUUGAUAGGCAGCAUCAUUUGUGGUUGGGUGUCGGAUCGCGGCGGUCGACGACUUGGAUUUGGAAUGGGUUCGGCCAUUUCUUUGCUCGGUGUCGGCCUGGAAUAUGCUGCCAAAGAACCUGGCAUGCUUCUUGCCGGCAAGAUCAUCAACGGUCUAGCUCUGGGUUUCUUCCUGGCCCUAGGUUCCACAUAUGCCUCCGAGAUCGCACCAACUGCCUUGCGUCCUUCUCUAACUGCUGCGGUCAACCUUUUCAUCAAUGCCGGUCAGCUCACGGCUAUCGGCAUCGGUAACACUCGCUUCGCUAUAAUGCUACCGUCAUCCUAUAAGGUUAUUUUUGCGGCGCAAUGGGCGUUUCCUUGUUUUAUCGCUUUACUGGCCAUGUUCAUGCCCGAAAGCCCUUGGUAUCUCCUCCGUAAGGGUCAAGUCGAGCAGGCAAAGAAGAGUCUGCAGAGACUACAUCUGAAGGCAACUGAUACGGCCGCGAUUCUGGAAGAAAUCCAAGCCUCCAUCGCUGCUGAAAAUACGAUUGCAGACAUUCAAAAGGAUACUUCGUACUGGGACUGCUUCCGAGGCACUAAUUGGCGCAGGACUCGCAUUUCUUGCGGAAUGUUUGCGGUGCAGCAGUUUACUGGUAUCGCAUUCUAUUCACAGGCCUUGUACUUCUUAGGAAUUUCUAGUCUACCGACCGCUCUUACUUUCCAGCUCGCGCUAGGAGGCUUUGGUGUAGCCAUGCUUGGAAACAUCAUCUCAUGGUUCAUCAUGAAUUAUGUUGGGCGUCGACCUCUCCUUUUGACCGGCAUUUUACUGAACGGUCUGUGUCUGAUGUCCGUCGGUGUUGCUGGAUGUUUCACCACCAUGGCUGCCCUUUACUAUAUCGGUUAUGUGAUGAACUUUGCCCAAAUCUUUUAUGCUCCCACCGUUGGAGCUGUAAGUUGGACCAUCAGCGCAGAGGUGAGCUCGGUAAAUGUUCGAGCCAAAACACAAAGUCUGGCAAUUGGAACCAACGCGUUGGUCAGCUGGGCCAUGAACUUCAUUGCUCCUUACCUGAUUAACACCGAUGAGGCCAACCUCGGAGGCAAGGCUGCGUUUGUAUGGAUGGCUCUCUCUUUCGUGAGUCUGAUUUGGGCUUGGUUUGAGGUUCCCGAGCUCAAGGAUCGCACUUUUGCUGAACUUGAUGAGAUUUUUGCUCAAACGACCCCAACAAGAAAGUUCAAGAAAGCGAUGGUGGGCUCUAGCUCGAGCUCUAAAGAUAUUUCGUCUUAG
Penicillium subrubescens is the source of this 1599-nucleotide messenger RNA. RefSeq lists its product as uncharacterized. Bases 1 to 1599 code for a protein of 532 amino acids. The record is from RefSeq and is a predicted model, not a curated record. Gene Ontology annotation, molecular function: carbohydrate:proton symporter activity. Gene Ontology annotation, biological process: carbohydrate transport; transmembrane transport. Gene Ontology annotation, cellular component: membrane. The transcript is spliced from 6 exons. Lineage: Eukaryota; Fungi; Ascomycota; Eurotiomycetes; Eurotiales; Aspergillaceae.